Messenger RNA from Hansenula anomala, 1119 nucleotides. It is a transcript of the gene ERG6, whose product is annotated as sterol 24-C-methyltransferase. Gene Ontology annotation, cellular component: endoplasmic reticulum. The transcript has a single exon. Lineage: Eukaryota; Fungi; Ascomycota; Saccharomycetes; Phaffomycetales; Wickerhamomycetaceae. The coding region runs from base 1 to 1119 and encodes 372 amino acids. Gene Ontology annotation, biological process: ergosterol biosynthetic process. The record is from RefSeq and is a predicted model, not a curated record. Gene Ontology annotation, molecular function: sterol 24-C-methyltransferase activity.
AUGUCUUCAACAGCCGUUGAUAUCAAGAAAACUCAAGCUGAAUUCUCAAAAUCCCUACAUGGGAAAGAAGUUGGUACCAAAACUGGUAUCUCUGCCUUAUUAUCCAAAGAUAAAAGCGCCCAAGAAGUUGCUGUCGCUGAUUAUCUAAAGCACUGGGAUGGUAAAACUGAUAAAGAUGCUGAAGAUAAAAGAUUAGAAGAUUAUAACCAAAGUACUCAUUCUUAUUAUAACGUUGUCACCGAUUUCUAUGAAUACGGUUGGGGUACUUCUUUCCAUUUCUCAAGAUAUUAUCCAGGUGAAGCCUUUUCUCAAGCUUCUGCUAGACAUGAACAUUAUUUAGCUAACAAAAUUGGUAUCAAAGAAGGUUGGAAAGUUCUUGAUGUUGGUUGUGGUGUUGGUGGUCCAGCUAGAGAAAUUGCUAGAUUCACCGGUGCCCACAUCACAGGUCUAAACAACAAUGAUUAUCAAAUUGAAAAAGCUAAUUACUAUGCUAAGAAAUUCAAAUUAGAUAACCAAUUGAAUUUCGUUAAAGGUGAUUUCAUGAAAAUGGAUUUCGAACCUGAAACUUUUGACGCUGUUUACGCUAUUGAAGCUACUGUCCAUGCUCCAGUCUUGGAAGGUGUUUAUGGUGAAAUCUUCAAAACUUUAAAACCAGGUGGUGUCUUUGGUGUUUAUGAAUGGGUUAUGACUGAAAACUAUGAUGAAACUAAUCCAGAACAUAGAAAAAUCGCUUAUGAAAUUGAAUUAGGUGAUGGUAUUCCAAAAAUGUAUUCUGUUGACGUUGCUAGAAAAGCUUUAGAAAAUGUCGGUUUUGAAAUUGAAUAUGAACAAGAUUUAGCUGAUUUAGAUGAUGAUAUCCCAUGGUAUUAUCCUUUAACUGGUGAUGUCAAAUAUAUCCAAUCAUUAUAUGAUAUAAGUACUUUUGUUAGAACAAGUUAUUUGGGUAGAAAAAUAACUACUGGAUUUGUUGGUUUAUUAGAAUUCUUACGUAUUGCUCCAAAAGGUUCAAAACAAGUCACCUUAGCCUUGGAAGAAGCUGCUGUUGGUUUAGUUGAAGGUGGUAAACAAAAAUUAUUCACCCCAAUGCAAUUGUUUGUUGCUAGAAAACCACUUAAAUAA